AUGUCUUUUCGAGACGAACCUCAGUUAGAUUUUGAGAUUUUAAAACAGCCUACAAAUCCUGAUUUCGUCAAAUAUCUUAAGACAUCGCAUUUGAAAGUAAAACAACAAGAUUUGCCGAAAUAUUAUAACAUUUUAGUAUCACAUUUCUCGACACAUCUCCAUACGAAAACAGGAAAUGAAAUAUUAUUGACAAUCUGCAAAUCAUUAAACGACAUUGAUAGCAUAAAUAUCUUUGCACAAGAAAAAUUAAUCGAGCAGUUACCAUUCAAUCAACCAGAAUUCCGAACACAAUUAAUGGAUCUGCUUUAUAUACUAUCUAAGAACGUCCCUGAUAUAUUUACUGCGGAAAUUGCUUCAAAAAUUAUGGUUCUGGUUGAUUCAGAACCACAUAAAUGCCUACUUAUUAUAGCAUACUUCGCACAACAGUUUGAAAACGUAAGGGAACCGUUUCCUAUGGUAGAUAUCCUCUUCAGGAAAGCUGAUUCCUUUAAAUCAAUUGAAUGCGCAGACGAUUACGUUUCUUUGUUAGUUUGGAUGUUACGAACAUAUCCUCUCUUCAAAGAGCAACGUAUUAAGCACUGUUGGACUUAUGUAUGCGAUAUGCUAACAUUAAGUAACGUUGCGAUCCUUAAUACUUGCUAUUAUGGGCUUUGUGCUAUUGCUGAAGUCGAUGGCGAAGCAAUUAAGGACGUAGGUUAUCCAUAUUCCGCAAUUUCAGCUCAUAUCAGGAGGCGGCCAAUCCAAGCUGCUGCUUUAUCUCUUUUAAUGAGAUACCCACCACAAGCAGAUACUCAUCACAUGGCAAACAUUUUACUUGCUUUGCUUGAUGUUGCUCAAGAAGAAGAAAAAGCCGCAUAUCUUCUCAUGGGCUUGCUGAUGGAUGGCACUAACGCGUAUAUACUUCUUCAAAAUCAUCAAUGGAUGACAAAGAGUUUACCAAAAACCCUUCAUACAAUGAGAUUAUUCAUUAUUAUCAUGUUACACCCAGAACUUAGAGAGCUUAUCGUACAGACACCACAGACAAUCGACUUCUUCCGCAGCUUACUAUCCGAGAAUAGCCUCGGAAUGUGCAACGCAAUUUGUACAAUGCUUAGAAGGCUUCCUCUCACCCCGGAUUUCGUUGUUCAGUUAAGCGAAAGCGGUUUUCUCGGUUCAUAUUUUGCAUCUGUACUGGAAAAUGAGAACAAUGACGCGAUGCUUUCCGCGUUAAGAUUAUUAGACACUAUUUCUAGGGUGAAGUAUGUUCCAGAAAUGUCUGAAAUGGUAGAUACUGUUGUUAGACUUAUCAAAAGUGGUAAUGAUUUAUCUCUUGCUGCAGCUUCUGUUGCAAUUGAUAUGUGUAAGUAUCCUAAGUGCGCGAAACUAUUCAAGGCUAAACGCUUGAAUGAAUUCUUCAAGCAAUCAAUAGAGAAUCCAAAAAUGAAACAAUAUGCUGAUAGAUUUUUGCAAGUGUUAAGUAGAGUUGAACGUGCGAUGUAA
This is a messenger RNA of Trichomonas vaginalis G3, 1479 nucleotides long. Its product is annotated as protein kinase protein. The coding region runs from base 1 to 1479 and encodes 492 amino acids. The record is from RefSeq and is a predicted model, not a curated record. NCBI's taxonomy places the organism in Eukaryota, Parabasalia, Trichomonadida, Trichomonadidae. The transcript has a single exon.